This is a messenger RNA of Siniperca chuatsi (mandarin fish), 2652 nucleotides long. It is a transcript of the gene gckr, whose product is annotated as glucokinase (hexokinase 4) regulator. Lineage: Eukaryota; Metazoa; Chordata; Actinopteri; Centrarchiformes; Sinipercidae. Gene Ontology annotation, molecular function: enzyme inhibitor activity; enzyme binding; fructose-6-phosphate binding. The transcript has 20 exons. The record is from RefSeq and is a predicted model, not a curated record. Bases 512 to 2380 code for a protein of 622 amino acids. Gene Ontology annotation, biological process: negative regulation of glucokinase activity; glucose homeostasis; response to fructose. Gene Ontology annotation, cellular component: nucleoplasm; mitochondrion; cytosol.
UUAGAAAUUAAAAUAGAAAAUGCACAAAUAAAUAAAGUAAUGGCAAGACUCCACUGACACUGUGGGGGUGGGGCUACAGGACACAGCCCCUGAGAUAACUUCCUGGAUUAACAAAGCACGAUCUUUUCCUAAACCUAACCAAGUAGUUUUGGCACCUGAACCUAACCAAACUGCGACCGUUUCGAGGGCGUAUCAUGUAGUGGGCGUGGCCUGUAGUACCGUGCAGCCGCAGGUCACAGACUGUGUGAAACAGCCGCAGAUAGAGCUAUUUGCAAAGUGAGCAAGCGCCGUGCUAACAAACACUGCGCCAGGAGAAGUGAUCUGCGGUAGGACAGUGCAGGACUGAUCCAUGUGCAGAGUCCGGAGAGGCAGCCGAUUUUUCACCAAAUGACUAAUGGGACUAUCUAACUGAGCUAUCAAACUAAACUGCUGAACCUGCCAAAUUAAAAGGAGAAAAAAAGGAAAAAGCUGUUUGUCAUUGAGUGGAAUCCAGUUAAAAACCUUCGGGUAGAUGCAUCAGUCACUCUCAAGUGGGGAAGCUGCACACAUUCUCAAACAUAACUUGACAGGGACAGACUCCUGCACAAUGGCUGGAAAAGACACAAAAGCGUCUUUGCAUGAAUGGGAGUCCCCAGAUUAUGAGCCGUCACUUCCUGUUUCAGAGAAAUCCAAUCCACUGACGCGUGACAUUGACCGGGCUUCGGCCAAUUGCAUUGUGAGGAUGUUACAGGCCUGUGACGCCCAGAUGUUUCAAGAAGAGAAAGGAGCCACCUACCAGAGGCUUUUGAGUGAACAAGUGGUGGAAACAUUGAUGGAGGUUGCUAAGAGGGUGGAGCUCAUUCUCAAGGAUCCUCAGGACAGCCUUGUUGUACUGAGCGGUUGCGGGACUUCUGGUCGACUGGCUUUCCUCAUUUCGUCAUGUUUCAAUAGAAUGCUGCAGGAGUUGAACCAGAGUUCGGUCUAUUCUUACAUCAUUGCAGGAGGAGACAGAGCUCUGCUAUCCUCCCAAGAAGCUCCUGAAGAUGACCCCAAACUGGGCAUGCUCAGUCUGAAGAAGGUCUGUGAGGGAAAGAAGCGGGUCUUGUUCAUUGGUAUUUCCUGUGGAUUAUCUGCUCCAUUCGUGGCAGGUCAGCUGGACUUCUGCCUGCAACACCCUGAGAUCUACACUCCUGUACUGGUUGGCUUCAAUCCUACACAUCAGGCCAGGGAUGGGCCCAUCCCAGGCUGCACGUUCACUUUUCACAGUGUGGUGCAAAUGAUGCAGGAGCUUGCCAAACGUCAAAAGGCCUUCCUCAUCAACCCAGCAGUUGGGCCAGAGGCCAUCAGUGGCUCUUCCAGGAUGAAGGGAGGCAGUGCCACUAAGAUUCUCCUGGAGGUCGUCCUGUCUGCCGCUCAUGCUGCCACCUUCACAAACACGCCCAUCACAUGCAAGGGCAUCCUUCAGCACACAAGAGCAUACGAGAAAACUCUGGAUAUCACUUACGCUCAGAAUGAGGGGAUAACUGCUCUGUUGGAGGCAGCUGGACGGAGUUUGCGGUGUGGUAGGCGUGUGUGUUACCUGGGCUGGGGCUCCCUCGCUAUGCUGGGUCUCAUUGACGCUAGUGAGUGUAACCCCACAUUUGGAGCAGACUAUGGAGAUGUUCGAGGCUUCAUCAGUGGAGGAUACAGAGAGCUGAACAACAAUGAGGGUCCACUGAUUUCACUGGGUCCCGACUUUUGCAUAGCACAUGAGGAUUUUUUGCAUCUAGUUCUGCCGUCCCUCAAUGACCUGGACAUCGUUCUUCUUCUCUACACACACUCUGACGAUGUCAGUGAGGUAGCGAAGUUGGCACGCAGAGUGAGAGAAAAGACGUCCAACCUCCACGCUGUUUAUCAUCAUGUUGAUGGAGACACUGCAGCUGCUGUACAACAAGAUGAUAUCAAUAAGUUGUGUCUAUCCUCACUAAAAAUUACUUGGCCAUCACCUGCUUCAGGGAGCUUACUACACAGGUGGGAGCUGUCCACUAAGCUGCUGCUGAACGCUGUGAGCACCGGAGCUCACAUCUUAAAGGGGAAGAUUUACCAGAACCACAUGAUCGACGUGCGGGUCACCAACAGCAAACUGUACUGCAGAGCCACACGGUUACUCCAGAAGCUGUCUGGUUGUCCUGAGUCCCAGUGUGAGGAGGCUCUUCUGAAGGCCGUCUACGGAGUGGACAAGCUGACAGUGGACAUUACAUCCUCUGACAUCAGCACACACACACACACUGCCAGAAACAGGACCAAGGUGGUCCCUCUGGCUUUGGUCUGUUUGCUGACUGGUUGCUCUCUCAUAGAGGCGAAGUCUCAUUUGGAGCAACAGCCAAUCGUAAGGGAGGCUGUGGAAGCGUGCCUUUCAUAAUUGACAUGCCAUUAUGUCAUCGUCAAGCAGAGUCCCUACACACAUGCUGCGUUCCAAAAAAUGAGUACGUACUGCAGCUGCCCUUACAAAGUAUGUACUCACAUUUUACUUCAUUUUAGCUGUAGUGUAACAUACUCUGCAAUUCUGUUGUGUAACCAUUUACUUUUUUUUUUGCAGAACUUUAUAUGUGACAGUGUAUAAUCAGAUCAUUGCAAUCCUAAUAUGUAAUGUCUUUGUAUCUCAAACUGUAAAUAAACCAUGUAUGAGAGGAA